AUGGACUCUUAAUACGAGGAGGGAGAAAUAAUGACCCAGAAAAGCGAUAAAUUAGAACGCAUAAAUAGUGAAUCCUCUUUGCGUUCUCUUGUAAAUUCUUAUUUAAACAUUUAGAGUGAUACAAAUGGUGAUGAGAGGGUGCGUAAAUCCUAAUAAGAAGACUUAAGUUCUUUUUCUUACGUUUGUGCCAUCUUUAAUUUCCUAGGCCAUUGUACACAAGUUGGUUGCAAGUAUUUCAAUUUAUAUUCUUUUCAGGAAAAGACAUAUCUUAUUAUAAGAUGGAUUAGAUUAAUUCAUUACUGAGAAUAUGCAUUUGUUAAAUUAAUUGAUCAGUAGUGGAGAAAAAAUUCGAGUUCCGUUUGAAAAGGUUCUAAAUAAAGAAAAUCACAAUAGAAAACACUAGGUAAUCAAGCCUAAGGUUAUGACAAAUUACAAUCAAGAACUCUGUGAAAAAUAUAAAAGAGCCUUAACUCAUAAAUUGAAGAAGGACAUUGACAAAAUGUAAGACAAACUCAAAACCAUUUGCUAUCUCAAGAAAUGGGUGAGACAUAAUUUUGUCGAUGCAAGAGAUUUUAGCGAAUUAUAUUAUUCACUAAAUUCUACAUAACAAAUACAUUUUAUGAACUUUUUUUAAGUUCUUGAGUUAUAACCACCCUCAUUUCAAUGA
Paramecium octaurelia is the source of this 667-nucleotide messenger RNA. Lineage: Eukaryota; Ciliophora; Oligohymenophorea; Peniculida; Parameciidae. The record is from the annotation of a GenBank genome assembly.